GCUUCCCUGCCCGCCUCCGCUCCGCUCCCGCCCCUCGGGCUCCGGCUGUCACCGCGUGAGGAGGAGCCGCCGCGCGCCGCCAGCAUGUUUGACAGGACGCGGCUGCCCUUCGUGGCGCUGGACGUGGUCUGCGUGGUGCUGGCUGGCUUGCCUUUUGCAAUUCUCAGUUCAAGACGUAUCCCCUUCCAGAGAGGAGUUUUCUGUAGUGAUGAAUCCAUCCGCUAUCCAUACAAAGAGGACACCAUUUCUUAUAAGUUGUUAGCAGGAAUAAUUGUUCCUUUCAGUAUAAUUGUUAUAAUCUUAGGAGAGACUCUCUCUGUCUUUUAUAACCAUUUGCACUCAAACUCAUUUGUCAGAAAUAACUACGUAGCCACUAUUUACAAAGCCAUUGGAACCUUCAUUUUUGGAGCAGCUGCUAGCCAGUCAUUGACGGACAUUGCCAAGUACUCCAUAGGCAGACUGCGUCCUCACUUCCUUGCGGUGUGCCAGCCUGACUGGACACAGAUCAACUGCAGUCUGGGUUACAUUGAGAACUUCCCGUGCCAAGGAGACAAAGCAAAGAUCAAUGAAGGAAGACUAUCAUUUUAUUCUGGCCAUUCUUCGUUCUCCAUGUACUGCAUGCUAUUCCUAGCACUUUAUCUGCAGGCCAGAAUGAAAGGAGACUGGGCAAGACUCGUACGUCCUACCAUACAGUUUGGUCUGAUUGCUGCAUCCAUUUAUGUGGGUCUGUCCCGUGUUUCUGAUUACAAACAUCACUGGAGUGAUGUUUUAACAGGGCUCAUCCAAGGCGCACUCGUAGCUAUACUCAUUGUUGUGUAUGUGUCUGACUUCUUCAAAGUGAGAGGAUGUACAUUUCAACCAAAAGAAGAUUCCCAUACAACCCUGCAUGAGACACCAACAAAUGGAAAUCACUUUGGCAGCAAUCAUCAACCAUGAAGAAUGAUUCACUUACUUCAACUGUCUUGGUCUCUGAAAGGAAAAGAAUUUCACCAGUCUAAUUAUGUAAUAUAAGUAAAUGCCUUUAAAGGACUGCUGCUGCUCUUGGAUGCUCACUUUACCUGUAUAUAAGUAACACUAACAGUUCUGUAUAUCUAAACUUUACAUUGCUGUUGGUUCAAGCUCUUGCUUUAAAAAAAAUAAUACCAAAAGAUAGUAAAACUGUAAAUUUUUAUUAUGAAUGUGGUAACACUCAUUACGUACACUGCUGUUUGUACAUGCCUUGUUGAAAUUAUUGUGGUUUAAAUACAAUUAAAACAAUGUCUUGACUCAA
Molecule: messenger RNA, 1270 nt
Organism: Centrocercus urophasianus (Greater sage-grouse)
Lineage: Eukaryota; Metazoa; Chordata; Aves; Galliformes; Phasianidae
Gene: PLPP1
Product: phospholipid phosphatase 1
Exons: 6
Coding region: 85-936 (283 amino acids)
Biological process (GO): signal transduction; phospholipid metabolic process; phospholipid dephosphorylation
Molecular function (GO): phosphatidate phosphatase activity
Source: RefSeq, a predicted model, not a curated record